Messenger RNA from Marmota monax (woodchuck), 8055 nucleotides. RefSeq names its product interleukin 31 receptor A (gene Il31ra). NCBI's taxonomy places the organism in Eukaryota, Metazoa, Chordata, Mammalia, Rodentia, Sciuridae. Gene Ontology annotation, cellular component: external side of plasma membrane; signaling receptor complex. The record is from RefSeq and is a predicted model, not a curated record. The transcript has 16 exons. Gene Ontology annotation, biological process: cytokine-mediated signaling pathway. The coding region runs from base 166 to 2406 and encodes 746 amino acids. Gene Ontology annotation, molecular function: cytokine receptor activity; cytokine binding.
GGGUGGUCCUUCCACUCCCUGGGCUGGCGGCAGGCGCCUUCACCGGGCAGAGUUGAGGUUGGCCCGGCGGGUUCUAGGGGACUGAGUCCAGCAUCCCGGAAGGGGCCUGUGCAGCUGGGAACUCGGGCUGGCUUCAUCCAGCCUUCGUGAGCUAAUUCAGGAAAAAUGUGGAUCUUGGCACUAUGGAUACUUCCUUUACUCUACAAAUUCAGCCUGACAGCUCUGCCAGCAAAGCCUGAAAACAUUUCUUGUAUAUUAUAUUAUAAGAAAAAUUUAACUUGCACUUGGAGUCCAAAGAAGGAAAUCAAUUAUACCACAUACGUUGUUAAUAGAACUUACUCUUUUGGAAAAAAACGUGACAUUUGUAAAGCCAAUAGUUCGACAGGUGCUUCGUGUUCUUUUUUCCGUCCAACUAUAACACCCCCAGAUUUCUUCACCAUUAAAGUGAAAGCUGAAAAUAAAGAUGGUGUAGCUACAUCUGAUAUUACACAUUGGACCUUAAAUGACAUAGUGAAAAUGGAACCACCUAUGAUUCUUUCUGUGAAACCAAUUUCGGGCAUCAAAAAAAUGAUGCAAAUAAAAUGGGAAUGGCAUGAUUCGUUAUUUUCUUCAUCUAAUUUCAAAUACAAGCUUCGAUUCAGGACAAUCAAUAGUACCCAUUGGGUCGAAGUCGACUUCCAGAGUGAUGAUCUGGUCUACAACCUCACGGGGCUGCAGGCUUUCACAGAAUACAUCAUAGCCAUGCGAUGUAUGGUCAAAGGAUCAUACUUUUGGAGUGACUGGAGCCAAGAAAAAAUGGGACUAACCGAGGAAGAAGUUCCAGAUGGCCUGGAUCUGUGGAGGGUCCUGAGACCAGCUGAGGUGGAUGGAAGGAGGCCAGUGCAGUUGCUCUGGAAGAAAGCAAGAGGAGCCCCAGUCCUGGAGAAAACAUUUGGCUACAUCCUAUCAUACUUUCCAGAAAACAACACUAACCUCACACAGAUAAUUAAUACCACCACCCAGCAGUGUGAGCUGUACCUGGGAGGUGAGACCUACUGGGUGUCUGUGACUUCUUAUAAUUCUCUUGGGAAUUCUCCAGCGGCCACCCUGAGGAUUCCAGCUGUCAAUGAGACGCGUCAGGAUCUGUGGGCAAAUCAUUUAUUAAGAAAAAUGUCUCUGGAAAGAUCAGAACUGCAAACAAGGGAAAACAGGCCAGCAUUUCAGUGCAUUGAGGCCAUGCAGGCCUACUUUGCCCAGGACCUGCUGGUGGUGGAAUGGCAAAGCUCCGCUCCAAUGGUGGACACAUGGAUGGUUGAGUGGUUCCCAGAUUUGGACUCGGAGCCCUCUGACAUCUCCUGGGAAUCUGUGUCUCAGGCCAGGAACUGGACAAUUCCACAAGAUAAAUUAAAACCUUUUCACCUCUAUAACAUCUCUGUGUAUCCACUGAUCCAAGACCUAGUGGGAGAACCAUAUUCCAUCCAGGUGUAUGCUAAAGAAUGUGCUCCAUGGAGGGGUCCUAUAACCAAGGCAGAAAAUAUUGGUGUGAACACAGUUACAAUUACAUGGGAAGAGAUUCCCAAGAGUGAGAGAAGAGGUUUUAUCAGCAGCUACACCAUAUUUUACCAAGCUGAAGGUGGAAAAGAAUUCUCCAAGACAGUCAGCUCCAGCGUCCAGCAAUAUGACCUGGAAUCUCUGACACGAAAGACCUCUUAUACUGUUCGUGUCAUGGCCAGCACCAGAGCUGGGGGGAAAAAUGGGACGGAGAUAAACUUCAGGACAUUGUCCCUCAGUGUCUUUGAGAUUGUCCUUAUAACUUCUCUGGUUGGAGGAGGACUUCUUAUAUUCACGGUCCUGACUGUGGCCUCUGGUCUCAAAAAAGCAACCAAGUUGACUCACCUGUGUUGGCCCAUUGUCCCCAACCCUGCUGAAAGUAGUAUAGCCACGUGGCUCGGAAAUGACUGCAAGAAUAAGCCAAAUCUUAAGGAAUUUGAUGACUCUGUGAACACAGAAGAUAGCAUCCUAAAAUCAUAUUGUGUUCCCAGUGACCUCAUUGACAAGUUGGUGGUGAACUUUGAGAAUUUUUUGGAAGAGGUGUCCAUAGAAGAAGCUGAAAAGGGCCAGGAGAACAUUUGGGGAGGAGAAAGGAAUGAGUAUGUAACCUCCCCCAACAGGCCUGACUGUCCUCCAGAAAAGAGUUCGCAGGUUUUAACUGAGAUUCCUUCCAGAAAAUCCCAACUCUCAAAGUUAGAAAUGUCAGAAGAUAACUCUUCAGAAGUUGAAGAGCAACUUCUCUCUUCUGGUGAAAGUUUAGGACCAGACUAUUUCUAUGAGGAAGGAGCAUUAAAUCCAUAUUUGAAAAAUUCAGUAACAACCAGAGAAUUUCUUGUGCAUGAAAAACUUCCAGACCAAACCAAGACAGAAGUCUAAAGGCCACCAUGGUAGGAGACCCUCAGUCUCAGUGUGGAUGACCUGGCCUAGAGAAGAUAUCAAGACUUGGCAAGAAGCGCUUCUUUUGCCCCUUCUGCAUUCUGCCUGGAUUGAAGAAAUUCCCCCUGCCCUGAGCUAAUAGUUGGGCUUGCCUGGCACAGGUGUGAACUUGUGCUGGGGAGAAGAAGAGACAUGGUAGGCCUGAGUGCUUUGUAGAGGAAAAGAAGUUAUUUUCUUUUGUUCAGAUAAUAAGCUCCAUUGAAGGACUCCUUGACACAUUGACUAAAAAUGAAGACCCAGGUUCUGAACUCAAAAGACUUCUUAGGUGGACAUCUGGUCUCCCUAGGAAUUGAGUCAUGGUCACAGCCUUUGCUAUAGGGCUAUCCCUUAUAGUUCCCAGAGGGACUGUGCCAGAAGAUUGUUUUUGGUUGGUGCUUGGUGGUCUGGUGGGAACCUGUGUUCUAUUCUUCCCAUGUAGCCCUAAUAUCUUACUCUUCUCAACACAGAGGCCUAGAAAUGGAGUAGAAUUUUCUAAUGGUGUGCCUGAGCCUCUUCAUAGUCCUUGCUAAAUUUCAAGUGUGUACAGCAACAUCCCACCCAGAACUUUUCACCCUGUUUUUUGGUUUUUUUUUUUUUUUUUGUAUUGGUUAUUUUAUUGAACCCAUGGCCUCAACUUGCUAGGCAAGCACUCUGUCACCAAAUCAUAUCCUGAGCCCUUCACCUUUGCUGGAGCAAAGGAGCAGAAGUCCUGUCCCAGCCUACAGGCCAUUUUCCAGCUUCUGCUGCCCUUCCAUCUUGCUCCCAUGCCUGGGAGUAAAAAGGCACCCAACAUUGAGUGGUUUUUGUAUAGGGAUGCUGACCCCUCACACUGGUUCAGAGCCCAGGAAUGCUUACUGAGCACACCCUUGAAAGUCCUCUUCCCAGCAGGGGCUGAGCAAGACCUUGGGACAUGCAAUGCAAUUCCACCACAAGGACUUCUCCUUUGCUCCAGCUAAGCACAGAGCUCGUGACAAUUAGUGCAGCCUUUGGUGAAAGUGCUGAUUCGGGAUUCCUUGCUGAGACUGUGGCCUGCAUGGUGGGGGAAAAGGGCAUGUAGCCUGGGAUACAGGGAUGGCCAGGAAAUGACUGAGCAGCCUAAAGGGCCAUGAACCCAGCAUUUUCAGCCAGAAAGGCUGAUAGUAUUUUUUCAAAGAGACUUCUAGAAGUUAGUACUUGUGUUGCAGAUAUGAACUUCACAGGCUUCCAACUUAGGUGCAAAAAUAUUGCUUUACUUUCCUAUAACUAAAAUUAAUUGCUAGUGCACGACAUUUCAAAUCUGGUGGGCCAAUAUGGUGACUUCUGAGUUCCUCUGGGUUUGUAAUUCGGUCACAGUUGGGACUUUGACCUUCCAGGUCCUCUCUGGGAGUGAUGCUGAGAAUGUUCAAUGGAACACUCUCAAAUGGAGUGAUGCUGAGAGUGUUCAAUGGAACACUCUCAAAUGGAACACAAUGGGGUAGGGUAGCCACUCAGUGGAAUCCUCUGGGAUCAUGUAUUUUUCUAGCCAUGGUUUUGUUGCUGGUUUUAUGUUUGUGCCUGUAUCUCCUCCUGUCCCUGUGGAGUCACCUGUUACUGUCCUCAGCUGCAUUCUUACCAUGGGCACAGGAAGGUGUGGCUGCUCUCCCAACCCUGUCUCCCUCCUCAUUAUGUUCAAAUGAGAAUCCUCAUGAGGUUUAAGGUGGCUGCAGACCCAGUCCCAGGGCUUUUCAGGCCUAGUUUUCAGAACAGUGACUGCUGGUAAACCUGUGAGUGAGAGAAGCACGAAGCAGGCAUUGGGGAAUGAGACCGUUGGCUUCUAGCUCACCCCCUUACCCCUUCAUCCUGCUUUCAAGCCUGGGAGGAGAAAGAAGCCAAACAAAAGGGGUACCUGCACACCUGUAAUCCCAAUGGCUCAGGAGGCUGAGGCAGGAAGAUUGCAAGUUCAAAGUCAGACUCAGCAAUUUAACAAGGUCCUAAACAACUCAGUGAGAUCCUGUGGGAGGUGUGUGGGGGUGGAGAGCCUCGAACCUCACCAUCUUGUCUGUCUUAUAUCUGAUGAGGCUUUUUUUUUUUUAUAUAUAAAUACUGGGGAUUGAACUCAGAGGCACUCUACCACUGAGCCUUAUCCCCAGCCCUAUUUUGUCUUUUAUUUAGACACAGGGUCUCACUGAGUUGCUUAGUGCCUCGCCGUUGCUGAAGUUGGCUUUGAACUUGCCAACCUCCUUUCUUAGCCUCCCAAGCCACUGGGUUUACAGGCAUGCACCUGAUGAGGCUUUUGAAUCUGAACAUUCAAUAAUUUGAUGGCUAGGGAGUGAGAAGGAUCCCAAAUGGCUCCAGUGACUGGAUUCCAAAAUGAAAAUAUUGCUUUCUGCCCGCACCUUCUUAGUCACUGAGGCUGACUUGGUAGUUGGCAGAUGCCGCCCAGCCCUUCCUCUGUUUCAUUUCUUCUUCCCUUUUCUCACUUCUGGCCUCCUGUCUUUUGCUUCUUCCCCCUACUCCCAGAGCAUCAUUUCAACUCUUCCUCUUUAUUUUCUUGUUUUAUUUCUUUUUUCUUUUCUUUCCUCUCCAUUCCCAUCAGCCUCCCUCCAUCAUCUGCCCUGUUUACUUUCAUUGCCUUCCAGGGGUAGGGAGCUGAGGCUCUCUGCUUUGCUCUAGGUAGACCCAAGGUGGCCUCACUGAAGCCAGUCCAGGGGGCUGCUCACUCAGCUCUCCAGUGCAGACUCAGGGCCAGGCCUCCAAGCUCAGAAACCACUGGUGGCUUCUUCUUCUGGAUCAAGUCCCCAAGUCUCCCCACUCCCAGAAUCCUGGGCUGCUUCUGUGAUUAGAGAAAGGCCAUCUGUGUUUUCUGUCAAAGAGGCAUUGUGAGGACACAAGCAAGGAGACUUGCGUUUUAGCAAAGUCAUUAAAAACAGACAAAAUCCCUCUUAAAAGAGUUUUCUAGGACUCUGGAAACCCUGCAAAACAAUUGGGUUGGUGCCCAAUGGUGUCCUCUUUUUUACAAUAAUAGAAAAAAAAAGUCAAGAAAAGUCAGAGAAACCAAUCUGUGUUAUUUAUUUAUUUACUUUUUUACAAUGAAGCCUUCCUUCUCGUCCUGGAGGCAGCAAAGUGGAGAUACUGUGUGGGGCUUUUGGAAGAGGCGGGAGGGGAAGAGUUGAGAAAGGAGCCCUAGCGUAGGCCCCUCUGAGGCCUGCUGUUCCUCCCUGUGUGCUGGGGUGUCUGGCCACCCAGGGCUGACCUGUCCUCCUUUCCAGGAUGCCUUUAGUUGCUGGUACUGCUGCGGGCACACUACUGCCCAGGGGGUCUCAAACCAUGGCCCUUGAGCCAAAUCCUGGCCUUGUUUUGGUGGGACUAUCAGCUGAUAAUGGUACUGGCAUUUUCAACAGUUGAAAACAAAAUCAAAGAAUGUUUCAUGAAGUGAAACAUAUGAAAUUAAAGUUUCAGUGCACAUAAAUAAAGCUUCAUUGGAACCCAGCCUUACUCAUUGUCCAUUCAUCAUCUGUGGCUGCUUCUCCCUGUCAAGGCAAAUGAGACAGUUGUGCCUGCAGAGCCUGUGAUGCUCACCAUCUGGCCCUUGCAGAAAGUGCGUGGAAGCCUGCUGUAGCUGAUGCAUGUGAGGCUCUGGAUGCAUUAUGUUUUAACUUUGAGUUAGCUGUGAAUCUUAAGAAGUCAGGAUUUGUCAUUCUGGAUGUCCAGGUGAAUAGGGACUGGCUGCUUUAGAAGGGCACACAGUCUCUGGCUCUCCCAAUCCUUAUCGCUUCCUACCUCCUGCCCACAGCUGAGGUGGAGAGUUGGUGUCUGUUUAUCAUUCUCACCAGUCCUUAACUGUGAUUUGGCCUCUCAAUCUCCACUCUUAGACUUCCUGGAGGUAAUUCUGAUUGUCAGGAGUAGGAGGGUGCUGCUGGCAUCUAGUGGAUAGAAGCCAGCAGUGCUGGUAAUCAUCCUACCAUGUUGGGCCCCAAAUGACGGCAGUGUCGAGGAUGAGAACCCUGUCCUGCCUAGACUCUGCCUUUGAGGCUCAUAGGGUUCUCCUGGGUGUCACUCAAGCAUCCACAGAUACCUCUAGAUCUCUUCCCCCACUUCCCCUCUCUCAAGUUGAAGCUUGUCUUGGUCUUAAUAUUAAAAAUUCCGAGAACUUUAAAUACCAAUUAUUUACAUCAUUCCUGAUUCACUCGUGGCAUGAUAUGUGUACACCUGUAUACAUUUUCAUCUGUGUGCAAGUAUAUAUUGAAUCUAUUGUAUUCUACCUUUACUUUCAUUUAUUAGUUCAUAUAUAAAAUGCAUGCAUGAAUAUAGUUUGUAGCAUUUUGAAUGGUCAUCCAUACUUCUGCUUUGUACCUUCAUAUUAUGGUUUGUUAAGGACUUACUUAGUUGAUAGGAUUAUUAUUAUUAAAUUGGUACCAGGGAUUGAACCCAGAGGCGCUUAACCACUGAGCCACAUCCUUAUCCCUUUUUAUAUUUUAUUUAGAGACAGGGUCUCACUGAGUUGCUUAGGGCCUCGCUCAGUUGCUGAGGCUGGCCUUGAACUCGAAAUCGUCCUGCCUCAGCCUCCCAAGCCACUGGAUUACAGGCAUGUGUUGCCUGCCUGGCUAGUUGAUAGUCUAUUUUAAAUAUCUUCCUAGUAUAGAGAGAGUGCAGCAAACAUCUUUGUACAAAAUUUUCUUUUUUGACCUUUGUCCUAUCUCCUUGGAGCUGUUUCCAAAAGUGAAUAGCUGAGUCAUAGCUUAUGUUUAUUGUCACAUCCUGCAUGAUUGCACUCCCCCAAAUGCUAUAGUUACUUACAGUAUCAUCAGAGAUGUAUGUCUGAGGUAUCUUUUGUCCAUUUCCACUGAUAAUCAUCUGUUUACUGCAGUAAACUUGAUUUUGCUUUCAUUAAUUGUUUGAUGCAAAUGUUAAUGAUCGAUAAGGCCUCUCUAUAAUCAAAGUGUGUUACAAUGCUGGUGUCUUGCACUCAUAUUGUGAGAAUCCAAAAGAGUGGAAUGUGACAAAGUAUGCUAGCAGACCUCAUUCCCUCCACAGCUGUCACUGGACACUGGGGUCCAUGGGAGAGUUUUCUCAGCAGCACAAACAGCCCCAGUUCAUGUUGGAAGUGUCCAGAGGCCACCUUUGCCCUCUGUGCUGAGCUCUGUGCAGGGUGGGUCCUGAGCAAGAUGGCUGCCUGUGCUGUGGGAGACAGCAACAGGAAGAACUCAGGUGAGGGCAGAACCUGCAGUCAGCAGAGGCUCCCAUGGUAGUUCAGGGGAAGUUAGAUUUAUGUUCUACCAAUUUCAUGUUUAGGAAUGGAAUUCUCUUGUCCUACUCAACUUUAAUAUGUGUGGAGUAGGAUGCCAGAAAUGUGUCCCAAAGCCUGGACUUGGAAAUAGAAAUCAAAAUGUGCAAACCAGAAGAGGCUUGCAGAGUGUUCUGGAAGAUUGUGGCAACAAGGAAGAUGGAACCUGUGUACUCAGGAGGCUGGCUAUGCUCUUUCCCACAGACUGAUCAUCUGUUCACGCAAUACAGGGCGUGGAAAUGUGCACUAUCAAGUUGAGGAUGGAAACAUGGCCAUGACAAUGGGAGUAGCUUUUAAACUGCUUUAUUAUAAGUGCAUUUGUAUUUUAACCUGUCAGACAAUAAAUCUGUAAUGCCAUUUUUACGUAA